AGCUCCAAAUUCCAAUCUUCUGUGCGGUGCAGCUUUCUCUCUCAUCCCAAUUCCAAGCUACUAUAUUAUAUAGUCUUUUGUUGAGAGAGAGAGAAUUCAAAAUUAGAAAUCCAUGGAUGAAGCAGCUGCAAAUUAUGGCCCCUUCGAAGAAAUCAACCGGGAAGAAGACGCCGGCGCAUCCUUCGUUUUACAGUCAAAAGGGAAGUGGUGGCACGCCGGAUUUCAUCUGACGACGGCGAUCGUGGGGCCCACCCUACUGACGCUUCCGUACGCUUUCAGGGGGCUGGGGUGGGCGGCGGGGUUCGUAUGCCUGACGGCGAUGGGGGCUGUCACCUUCUACUCCUAUUACCUCAUGUCGCUGGUGCUCGACCACUGCGAGAAGGCCGGCCGCCGCCACAUCCGAUUCCGGGAACUCGCCGCCGAUGUUUUCGGAUCGGGAUGGAUGUUCUACUUCGUGAUAUUGAUUCAGACAGCUAUCAACACCGGCAUCAGCAUAGGCGCCAUACUGCUCGCAGGGGAGUGCCUCAAGAUAAUGUAUUCGGAACUCGCUCCCGAUGGGUCACUGAAACUGUAUCACUUCAUAGCAAUGGUCACAGUAGUCAUGAUCCUCCUGUCUCAGUUUCCAACCUUCCAUUCCCUGAGGCAUAUUAACCUUGGCUCCCUAUUCUUGAGCUUCGGCUACACUUUCCUCGUUGUGGGCGCUUGCAUAUACGCAGGCACUUCAAAAAACGCGCCUCCAAGGGACUACUCGUUGGAGUCAUCAGACUCGUCUAAGCUAUUCAGCGCUUUCACCUCCAUAUCGAUCAUAGCUGCCAUAUUUGGCAACGGCAUACUACCCGAAAUCCAGGCGACGCUGGCGCCCCCGGCCACUGGGAAGAUGGUGAAAGGCCUCAUCAUGUGCUACACUGUAAUAUUUUUCACCUUCUACUCUGCUGCAGUUUCUGGAUAUUGGGUGUUUGGGAAUAAGUCUAAUUCCAACAUUCUCAAAAGCUUGAUGCCAGAUGAGGGACCCGCGUUGGCUCCUGUUUGGGUUCUAGGGCUCGCGAUCGUCUUCGUCCUGCUUCAGCUCUUCGCCAUCGGCUUGGUUUACUCUCAAGUAGCCUACGAGAUGAUGGAGGCGAAAUCGGCUGACGUGAGGCAGGGGAUCUUCUCGAGGAGGAACUUGAUCCCGAGGAUAAUUCUGCGGUCGUUGUACGUGAUCGUGUGCGGAUUCUUUGCAGCUAUGCUACCGUUCUUCGGUGACAUCAGCGCGGUGGUGGGGGCCAUCGGGUUCAUCCCUCUCGACUUUGUGCUGCCGAUGCUGCUCUACAACAUGACGCACAAGCCCACCAAGGCAUCCCCGGCGUUUUGGAUCAACAACGGCAUCAUCGUGGUGUUCACGGGAGUCGGACUCCUCGGCGCCUUCUCCUCCGUGAGGAAGCUGGUUCUUGAUGCCAAAGAGUUCAAGAUUUUCAGCGAUGAUGUGGUUGAUUGAAAUUUUUUCUUUGGUAAUUAUCUGGGUAUCCAUUGGCGAGCCCAAUAACUAUUUCUAGCGCUAAUUUAUAAGCACCUAGCGCGGGAAAUAGUCAUCGGCCAGCCGGUGGAUACCUUUUGAUUGAUUGAAUUUGAGUAGAUGUAACACCAAGUUUAUAUAAAUUCCUGAUUUUGUAUGAA
Salvia hispanica is the source of this 1653-nucleotide messenger RNA. RefSeq names its product putative GABA transporter 2. The record is from RefSeq and is a predicted model, not a curated record. NCBI's taxonomy places the organism in Eukaryota, Viridiplantae, Streptophyta, Magnoliopsida, Lamiales, Lamiaceae.